AUGGACUCGGCCGCUCUCGGUCUGCACGCGGCGCCGCACCUGCCGCCACGCACCGCUCGCAGCCCGCCGCCCCGCAGCCCGGCAUGCCCGCUGCGCACGCGCGUCGACCAGACGACGCGCUGCUCCGCGGACGAUCCUGACGGGCAGCCCUCCGAGCAGCCCGGCAGCAGAGACUACUACAUUGGCCGCAGCGUGCGGCGCGGCGGGUGGUCCGCGGUGCGGCGGUUUGCGCGCAGGAGGCCGGAGGUGGCGGCCGCGGUCGGCGUCGCGGCGCUCCUGGCGCUCGCGGACGUCCACCGGUUCCUCUCGUCGCUGCACGGCCGAGACGUCCUGGGCAGCUUCAGGGCGCUUGCGAGCAGCGACGGUGGACCCGCGGCGGCGCCCGUCGCGGAGCCGACGGUCAUUCUGGACCGCCGCGGGCGCGUCAUCGCCACGCUCGCCCGCGACAAGGUCCCGCUCUCGGCCGUCGCGCCCACCAUUCAGCAAGCGGUGAUCGCGGCCGAGGACCGGCGCUUCCACGCGCACGCCGGAGUCGACUGGCGCGGCGUCGCGCGCGCGCUGCUGUCGCUCGGCGCCGCGGGCGGCGGGUCCACGAUCACGCAGCAGGUCGUGAAGAACGAGCUGGUGGGGUCGUCGCGCACGGUGUCGCGCAAGGCGUGCGAGGCGUUCCUGGCGGUGGCGGUGGAGCGGUGCGUGUCCAAGUCGGAGCUGAUGGCGCGGUACCUCAACAGCGCGUACUGGGGCCACGGGAUCUACGGCAUCGCCGCUGCGUCCGCAGCGUACUUCGGGAAGCGUGCGAGCGACCUCGACGUGAACGAGGCUGCGCUGCUGGCAGGCAUGUUGCCGGCGCCCGAGGCGCUCUCGCCGUUCAACAGCCCCGCGGGGGCGGACCGCGUGCGGCGGCAGGUCCUGUACUGCAUGGCCGAGGUCGGCUUCCUCCCGCGCGGCGAAGCGCGGCGCCUCGUCGCCGCUGGGCUGCCGGCAUCCCUCGUGGGGCGCCCCGGCGCGUCGCCCGGCGGGGUCCCGCCGGCGGCGGUCCGGCGGAGCGGCAGUCCGUUCAAGGCGCCGUUCAUCGUGCAGGAGGUCAUGAAGGAGCUCGAGGAGGUGUUCGGGCACGAGCGCGUGGCGCAGGGGGGUCUGCGCGUGCACACGACGGUGGACCUGCCGCUGCAGGAGGCGGUGGAGGCGCUGGUGCUCGAGGACGGGGAGGCGCCGCUGUACGGCGAGGACCGCGGGGAGUGCGCGGUGGUCGCGACGCACCCGGCGACGGGGGGGGUGUUGGCCAUGGUGGGGUCGCGCAGCUGGUCGCGGUCGGCGUUCAACCGGGCGACGCGGUCGCGGCGGUCGGUGGCGUCGGCGUUCAAGCCGAUCGUGUACCUCGCGGCGUUCGCGGGCGGCGCGGCGCGGCCGUCGACGGUGGUGUCGGACGAAGCGGUGGUGUUUCGGCGCGAGGCGGGGGGGUUGGAGUGGGCGGAGGUGGGCGGCGAGGAGCUGGAGCAGGAGCUGCUGGACAGGGACGUGCGGCUGCAGGAGGAGUAUUUCAAGGAGGGGCGGCGGUGGUUUGGGGCGGGGCGGGCGCGGAGUGCGGGCGGGGGGGGUGCGGGGGGGACGUUGGGGGUGUUGGUGGGGUCCGGGACGGGCGGCGACGCCGAGGACGGCGACUACUCACCGAACAACUACAACAAGAUGUUUCGCGGGCCCGUGACGGCCAAGGAGGCGCUCGUCGACUCCCUGAACGUCCCCGCGGUCAGGAUUUGCAACGCGGCGCGGCUGGAGACGGUCCUCGGGCUGGCGCGGAGCAUGGGCGUGACGACGCCGCUGCGGUCGACGCUGUCCGUCGCGAUCGGCGGGUGCGAGAUCACGCCGGCCGAGGUGGCGGCGGCGUACAACACGAUCGCAGCGGGGGGGGUGUAUUCGCAGGUGCAUCUGAUCUCGAAGGUCGAGGACACCGUGAGCCGGUCGGUCGUGCACAGGACGCGCCCGGAGCGCCGCCGCGUGGCGCGCGCCGGGGCCGUGCGGGACCUGGACGACUGUCUGCGGGCGGCGGCGAGUGCGGCGCUGGGGCCUGCGGGGGUGGCGGACCUGCGGCGGUGGGUGGGCGGCGGGGGCGUCGCGGGGAAGACGGGGACGAGCGACGCGUACCGGGACGCGUGGUUCGCCGGGUACGUCGGCCGGGGCCUGUCGUGCGUCGUGUGGUGUGGGCGCGACGACGAGAGCCCGCUGCCCGGGACGGGCGCGAUGAUCGCCGCGCCGCUGUGGGCCAACGUCGUGCGCAGCGCCGCCGCACUACGCGCCAUGUAA
Messenger RNA from Pedinophyceae sp. YPF-701, 2301 nucleotides. Lineage: Eukaryota; Viridiplantae; Chlorophyta; Pedinophyceae. The record is from the annotation of a GenBank genome assembly.